Ochlerotatus camptorhynchus is the source of this 2427-nucleotide messenger RNA. RefSeq lists its product as uncharacterized. NCBI's taxonomy places the organism in Eukaryota, Metazoa, Arthropoda, Insecta, Diptera, Culicidae. The transcript has a single exon. The record is from RefSeq and is a predicted model, not a curated record. Bases 236 to 2005 code for a protein of 589 amino acids.
GCCGGAGCUCAUUUAGUCUUGUAUUGAUCGUCGAACUACCGACUGUGGUCGUGAUUGCGCGCGAAUUCAACCAUUCUUUGUGUUGGGUCCAGUUGUUCUCCUCUGCGCUGAAACCUACUGAGAUCCCUCCGAUUUUGUGAUGUGCUGAAAACCGGAAAUCAUUUCCCAAAUCGAAUACCAAAAUACAGUGAGAAAUUGGAACAUUUCUGAAGCGAAGAGAGCUAAGCGAUCGACCAUGCCUUCCGCCGGCAAGGAUAAUAUGAUGGGUCCUUGGGGCCGCAGCGAAAGCAGCGGAAGCAUGUUUCUGUCCAACAACAACAAUGCGGAUAAUCUGGUGAAGUUGUUCUCGCGAACUGCUCCGACCAGUCCGCGCUGGACUCCGGUAGCUUCCCGGCACAAUUCACCGCCGAUGCCGAGUUCCCCGCUGUCGUCAUCGCCACCGUCGACUCUACGCAGGAACUAUUCCAGCACCUUUAUGCUGAUCCCGGAAGACCGUGCCGUGGAUCAGGUUUCGGUGACCGAAUCAGCAGCAUCGGCACCGCACCAGGAUGAUCCUGCUUCCAAGUACCGCAUAUCCAACGGUCGGAUUAUACUCCGCUUGGUCCUGUGGUGGCCGCUGCUGAUGAUUGCCAUCGCUCAACGGAUUCUCGGAGUACUGAUGCAACUGUCCUGGCGUCCGUUUCUGAUGGCAGCUCCUGCCUUUUGGCUGUCGGCCUGUCUUUGGAUGUUCUGGAAGGUGAUCGCCUUGCCCCUGGCUUGCCUAAAAUGGGUUCUGGUUGCUAUGCAUACCCCGGCCCACGAGCGCAACCGCAAGAAGCGAACCAUCCUGAUCAGCUGCGGAAGUACCAUCCAGUCGCUACAUUUGGCACGGAAUUUCUACAAAUCCGGAGCACGGGUUGUCGUGUUCGAAUUCGAAGGACUGUUCGCGCUGGCUAGGUUUUCCACUGCCGUGAGCAAAUUCUACACGAUCCAACGGCCGACUCCGGAAACGUCCAACGAAUACAUUGCGGCUCUGUGCGAAAUCGUCGAAAAGGAACAGCCUACCCACUACAUUCCGGUAUGUGCAACAAGUGCCGCUCACUACGAUGCCCUGGCGAAACCGCAUCUGGAACUGCGAGGUUGCUCCAGUUUCAUUCCCGGAGCGCAGGAAACCUCAGUGCUGGACGACAUCCUUCAGGUGAUGAAGAAAUGCGAGUUGAACCAGAUUGCCUUACCUCCGCAUCAGGUAAUCAACUGCAAGGAAGAUUUGAACCGGCUGUACGAGAAUGGGUGGCUUUCCGGAUAUCGCAACGUGAUGGUUUCUUCCGGAUUGCUGGGAAUUUUGGAACGCACCAAGUACAUUCUACCGAUGAAUCGUCGUGAUCUUAAGCUAAACUACGAGAUCAGUGAGAUGCAGAAGUGGGUGGUGAUCAGGGACGUGAUCGGAGCACAGUACGUAACCUGCACUACGGUUAAGGAUUCCCAAGUGGUGGCGAACGUGACCUGCAUCAUUCAGAACGAUACGCGGAGCUUGGUACCGGAGGAAAACGUCGAGAUAGAGACCUGGUUGAGAGAGUUCUUUCGGAAGAUCCGGCUCCAGCGCCCACUGAAUGGUCACAUCAGCUUUCGCCUGGCCAAGUGUCAAUCCAGUGGUGAGGUCGUUCCGCUGGGCAUACGAGUCGGAGUGUCGCUUCCCUACAUCUGCUACACGGGUGUCCACUCGAAGGUCAUCUGCAAGCCGUGUCCACACUUCAAGCGGCAAAACUCCGGACCACUGGUGCAGGACGGAGGACGCUAUUGGAUCCACGAAACCGUCAUGAAGGCGAUUCGUCGGCCCAGCGUGGAUGCCGUCCAGCAGCUGAUCGGGACCGUCAUCGACAAGCGGGAAGCCCUGUUCGUAUACUGGGAUCCGCUGCCGUACUGUGCCUACUACCACUUCCAGCUGCCGUUCAACUCGGUCAAAACGUUCCUGCACAAACGGCAGCGAACACGAACGAUGCCACGUGCCGCUGCGCCGGUGCAAUAGGCCACGAGCCGGACGAAUGAUCCCGCGCAGUUCCACGCGUGUUAUCAGUGUCGAUUCGUUGAGUUGUUUUAAGAAUAUUUCUUCCAAUACUCGAUUAUGGUUUUAUAAUAUUAUUUUCUGAACGGAGAGAGAAGCAAUAGACUUGCGAUGAUAAGUGAUGUUUUGAUGAGUGAGCGAAUGAGUGGGACUUAGACUUAGGAUCCGGAUUCUAGUUUUUAGUGCGGUGUAGAAAUCUACUUAUAUGCAUUAAGCAGGCUUUGACAUGAGGAAUUUUUGGCUCUGUUGCUGGGCAACGGAUGGUUCGAAAAAAAAUGGUUGAUACAAACGUAAGAGAUUUAGCAAUGUAAGGGUCUAACCAAAAAUGUACAUAAUUUAUAAUGGCAAGUACAAAUUAAAUAAAGAAUGUUUUUUUUUCAAUCAAA